Molecule: messenger RNA, 1503 nt
Organism: Necator americanus (New World hookworm)
Lineage: Eukaryota; Metazoa; Nematoda; Chromadorea; Rhabditida; Ancylostomatidae
Exons: 17
Coding region: 1-1503 (500 amino acids)
Source: RefSeq, a predicted model, not a curated record
AUGAAGCGAGGUUCAGUUUGUACUAACUGGACCCUGGUGAUGACGGAGAUCGAUUCGUAUAGAAAGAAAACAUAUGUGGAGGAUUCGACUCCGAGCAAGUUAGCCGGUCAACGAAGUAACCAAACAACAGCAUUUGAGACGGAUUCAGAUGGAGAAUCACUUCCUUCUCUAGACAAGAUUCGUUUCGACGACAAUAUAGUGGAACUGGAAGAUUCCAAAAAGUCUAAAAAAAAGAGAGAAAAGGCGAACGUUACCUGUUCAGAUCGGGGUCAUCGGCGAGAAGAGCAAUUAAAUAAGUCAAUGUCUGUUCCAUCAUCUUCAAGCAACGAGUCACUACCAUCUUUACACAAAAUUCGAUUCGACGACCAUAUAGUCUCAAUAACUGAUCCCAAUCCUUUGGAGGAGUCUAACGUUGCAAAUGCGCAGAAGCAAAAGAACGACCAGGCUGCUCUAUCGCCGGAAACCAGAACCGCGGAGACCUUUCGUACAGGAAAUCGGUCUGAUGAGCUCGUAUUGUCACCACCACGAAAUAUGGAAGAAUUUCAUCCACAACAACAAGAUUCUGCUUCGCGAAAAAAAUCGAAGAAACGAACAGAAGGGACAUUGGCAAACUCGAACAGUCGGAAAGGCGAAGGUUCUGAGCGUAAGAAUGUAGACCGCGACAAAGAUUCUGCGAGGAGAAACAAGGAUUAUGCUGCUCAAAACAGGAAAGAAGAUGUACAACUUGAACAGAGCAUUCGCAUUGGUGGUAGAUUUUUCUCUCGAGAAGAAACUGAGGGCUUAUUGCGCAAUCUCGCUCAAUUGAAGAAGGAAUCUAAUGCUGAGAAAUCUCGUCGUCAUUAUACCAAUUUCAACAGAAUUGACAGCACUCGCACUUCAAGAGCAGCAUCACCAACAGUAGUGACAAAAAGUGUUCCUCAGGCUUCUCUUCCGAACCCUUCGACAGCUACGAAUGUUCGUUCCAGAAGUGAUAAUCAAAGAGUUGCAUUGCCGCGACCUAAUUAUCACAGAAUUGACAGUUGUCGAACGUCACGUGCAUCAACUCCAGUACGAGAAGCAUCUAGUCGUAGACAGAAAAUACGUGUUGGUGAUCGCUUCAUGAACAUAACUGAAGCGGAAGAAUUGCUGCAAAGAAUGUUGAAGGCAAGCGAUAAAGCGAAACGUUCUGCCGCACGUUUUGAGACAGGAAUUGCUAACGAAGAAAGAGAUCUCGCUAUGUCGCGAUCAAAGGAUAGAGAUAAAUCCGGCAGAGGUUCCGCGGAAGCGAUUACGCCAGUGCACAAAAUGAGGUUUGACAGCAGAGGUGUUCCUGUUCCUAAAGGAGAAAGUCAGAGAUAUAAUGAUGAUUCGGAUUGCAACUUCGGUCAUCUAAACAAGGUUAUGAAGAGUGACGACGAAGUUUCAGCGAUUAUUAUCGCGUUUGUGUUCGGGAUUAUCGCGUUCGCUUUGCUAGCUAUAACGAUAUCAAAAGUGUCAAACUUUGCACAAAUGGCAACAGAAUGA